CGCACCACCUUUCUCUUUCGGAUUCCCGACGCGGUCGCGGUUGCUGUGGGUUCUUCCUGUGCCGCCUGGGCCGUCGCCAUGGUGAAGCUGAGCAAAGAAGCCAAGCAGAGGCUGCAGCAACUCUUCAAGGGCGGCCAGUUUGCCAUUCGCUGGGGCUUUAUUCCUCUCGUGAUUUACCUGGGUCAGUGGGAGAAGAACCGGGGAGGGGCGGGGAGGGAGGGAGAGAGGUGCGGAGGUCGCGACUCCAUCUUUGGCUUCUAG
Messenger RNA from Hipposideros armiger (great roundleaf bat), 261 nucleotides. RefSeq names its product translocase of outer mitochondrial membrane 7 (gene TOMM7). Bases 79 to 261 code for a protein of 60 amino acids. NCBI's taxonomy places the organism in Eukaryota, Metazoa, Chordata, Mammalia, Chiroptera, Hipposideridae. The transcript has a single exon. Gene Ontology annotation, biological process: protein import into mitochondrial matrix. The record is from RefSeq and is a predicted model, not a curated record. Gene Ontology annotation, cellular component: mitochondrial outer membrane translocase complex.